This is a messenger RNA of Nicotiana attenuata, 1340 nucleotides long. RefSeq names its product ABC transporter I family member 1. Bases 64 to 951 code for a protein of 295 amino acids. The transcript has 3 exons. The record is from RefSeq and is a predicted model, not a curated record. Gene Ontology annotation, biological process: cytochrome complex assembly. NCBI's taxonomy places the organism in Eukaryota, Viridiplantae, Streptophyta, Magnoliopsida, Solanales, Solanaceae. Gene Ontology annotation, molecular function: transmembrane transporter activity; ATP hydrolysis activity; ATP binding.
AGCCCAAAUCAAGUAGACCGAAAUCUCCUCCAGCUUGUUGCUCGAGUGGCGGCGAGGCGGCGGAUGACGGCGGGCGGCGCUGUGAGUAUUAGCCAAAAAGUUGGAGCUACUGGAAAUGAAGUAAUUACAGAAUUUGUUUCGCAAUUUCUUCUGAGCUCCUGUAAGAUUCGAAAGAGCUUCAGCAACCUUUUGUUUCUUUUUAUUCUCUGUGGAUGCUCAACCAAGGAAGUUUUAUAUCCAGUGUCCUUCAUUCACUUGACAAUGUCUUUGCGUAGACCUCCCCUUCCUCGACUUCUGCUGAACAAUGUGUCUUGCAUGAGAAAUGCUCAACAAAUACUGCGCAAUGUAAAUGUUUCCCUCCAUGAUGGUGGUGCACUUGUACUAACAGGCACUAAUGGCUCUGGUAAAUCGACAUUCUUGCGCAUGUUAGCUGGUUUCUCGAAACCAUCAGCUGGUGAGAUACUCUGGAAUGGUCAUGAUAUCACUGAUUCAGGUGUUUUUCAACAGUACAAACUUCAGCUCAACUGGCUCUCUCUUAAGGACGCUAUCAAAGAGAAGUUCACAGUCCUUGAUAAUGUUCAAUGGUUCGAAGUUCUUGAAGGCAAGCAAGGAAGAUCUCUGCCAGCUUUGCAGCUUAUGGGGCUUGGAAGAUUAGUAAACGAUAAAGCACGAAUGCUUUCUAUGGGUCAAAGGAAAAGGGUACAACUGGCCAGAUUGUUGGCAAUUGAUCGGCCUAUUUGGUUGCUUGAUGAACCUUCAGUAGCAUUGGAUGACGAAGGUGUGAAAUUGCUCGAGUACAUUAUUGCAGAGCACAGAAAAAAGGGUGGUAUUGUCAUUGUCGCCACCCAUCUGCCUAUUCAGAUUGAGGAUGCAAUGUUUUUAAGGUUGCCACCAAGGUUCCCAAGAAGGAUGACUUUGGUAGACAUGCUUGAUCGAGGUGGCCUGGACUGAUCUUUCAGAAAAUAUAAUCCAAGUUAAAGAGACUGUGUGAUGAAUUUAAAAGGGAGCAUGCAAUUAGAGAGAACUACAGAAGUGUGUGUUGUGCCAAAUUUUCUUGUGGUGGCAUCAGAGUUUGCACUUCAUUUCAUUCUUAAUAAAAGUGCAACACGGGAUAAAACUCUGCACUAUUAUUUUUUAUAGGAUUUAUAUACGUAAAAUGUUUAGGAUUAGGUUCAGUAAUUUUUCUUUGUUAGUUUCUCCGGUAGAAAGUAUAGAGAAUUUCUAGUACUUUUUAUUUCUAUUGUUGAUUUGUAUGACCCCACUUGUGGGAUUUUACUGAGUUGUUGUCGUUGUUUGUUGAUUUGUAUAAUAUUGGUAUGAGAUGAGCUUAAAUGAAGCGA